Salvia hispanica is the source of this 1089-nucleotide messenger RNA. The record is from RefSeq and is a predicted model, not a curated record. NCBI's taxonomy places the organism in Eukaryota, Viridiplantae, Streptophyta, Magnoliopsida, Lamiales, Lamiaceae.
AUGCCUGUCAAGCUUUCUGUUCAGUCAUAUAUUAAUGAAUGUGAUGAUGAUCCAUGUGCUCUACAUGCUCUCUGCAAGAAUAUUCUUGUUUCUUACAGCUGUAAAUGUGCAAGUGGAUAUGUUGGUGAUGGAAAGUUGAGGGGAAAUGGUUGCACAAUGCUGCCAUUGUCCAACGCCAUCAAGAUUGUCUUAAUAGGUAAAAAACUUAAAGAAGAUCUCUUCAGACACCUUCUUCUCCAACAUCAACAAACAGGUGAGAGAAACUUUGGCAAAACCAAACUUUUCACUGCAAGCGAAUUGGAGAAAGCCACCGAUCACUUCAACAAGAGCCGCAUCUGUGGACGAGGAGGCCAAGGCAUCGUAUACAAAGGCAUGUUAUCCGAUGGCAAAAUCGUGGCGAUCAAGAAGCUAAACAAAGUUGAUCAGGACCAACUUGAGCAGUUCAUCAAUGAGGUCGUGAUAGUGUCGCAGAUCAAUCACAAGAACGUGGUCAAACUGUUAGGGUGUUGUCUCGCGACUCAGGACCCUCUUCUUGUGUACGAGUUCUUACCGAAUGGGACGCUUUUCGAUUUCAUUCAUGAUCCCAAGCCCGAAUUUCCGCUAACAUGGAACAUGCGGUUAAAAAUUGCCAGGGCACUGGCGUACUUACACUUUGCAUCCUCUGUACCUAUCUAUCACAGAGACAUCAAGUCAACUAAUAUUCUUCUUGAUGAAAAGUAUGUUGUCAAAGUGUCGGAUUUUGGAAUUUCCAAACUUGUUGAAGUGGACCAAACUCAUCUAACUACACUGGUGAAAGGGACGUUUGGUUAUUUAGAUCCAGAGUAUUACCAAACAAGUCAGUACACUGAAAAGAGCGAUGUUUACAGCUUUGGAGUAGUUCUUCCUAAACUCCUGACAGGGCAACGACCGAUAUCAAUGGAGAGAUCAGAGGUGGAAAGAAACUUGGCUUCUCAUUUUCUUGCAUAUAUAGGAGCAGACAACCUUGACGCCAUUUUAGACACCCAUGUUUCGGAGGAAGGUGGAAAAGAAGAGGUCAUAGCAGUUGCAAGGCUUGCACAAAGAUGCUUGAAUGUUAGGGGGCAAAUGUGA